Molecule: messenger RNA, 1233 nt
Organism: Hydractinia symbiolongicarpus
Lineage: Eukaryota; Metazoa; Cnidaria; Hydrozoa; Anthoathecata; Hydractiniidae
Exons: 4
Coding region: 27-1145 (372 amino acids)
Source: RefSeq, a predicted model, not a curated record
AAAGGAAAAAAGUGCAGUUGAUUAAAAUGGACAAAUUAAACCUAAGUGGAAAUGACACAAAUGGUGUCUGUACAAGGGCAAAGCUGAAAAAGAAAUCGAAUCCUUAUGCUUCGAACGUCAAUCGAAUUGCGGAACAAAUUAUACGGAGUGUGCAGGAUGUUAUAAAAGUGUCAAAAAACAAUAAAUUCAAACAAGAUAGCUUAAAUAUUGUGGAUGCAGAAGACUUUGAGGAAUUCGAAUACAAGACAACUAAGCGGCUAAAAAGUUUGCUGAAAUCUCGCAGGCGAAAACAGGAAAAUAUGGUUGUUCAGUUAAAUAAAAAUGCAAGCGAGAAGAGCCAAUCUGCCAGUACUCACAAUGUUGAUAGAUUUCAGUUUCUACAAGAGAAAAAUUCAUAUUCUCCCAUUCGUAAACGCGUGCGUAAAGAACCUUUGACACAACUUCCAACAGUUUUAUCUCAAGAAACAACUAAAGAAAUGAAUAGAGAUGACAAAAACAAAGUGAUCGUCGAUUCAAUCAAUGUCACUAAUUUGACGCAGAACUGUGUUGACAUGUCUGUCUUGUGUGAUUUUAUUGAUGGUAACAACGAUCAAUUAGACGAAUGGUUAGAAACUGACAAAGAAUUUGAUAAAAACUUUAAAAUGUGUGAAAACAACAGUGAAAAGAGAUCUUCACCAUUUUCUAAGGAGUACAAACAUCAGGAAGCCUUACAAAACAAAGGGGAGAUUUCGCAAAACCAGGAGCAAAAAACUAUUAGCGGGUUUACCACAACGCUCGUAUCUUCGUCUAUUACUGAUAAAGGUAAAUUAAAAGACGGUCUUUUAGAAACGGAAGAAGAAAGGAAAACGGGAAAAAAUAAUAGCCUGCUUGACUGUUCGUCUAAUAACUCCAUCUUCAAACGAACAGAACUGUUACCCACUUGCCUUGCAGGCGUUCACACCAUUCAAAAUGAGUCUGAUAACAGAGAAAACCAAGUAGUGACAAUACUCAGUCAGAAAAUUUUAUCUGAAGAUUGGCUUGAAGAAUACAAACACGAUGAAUUUUGGGCGAGAUUGAGUCCGUCCCCACAGGACGAUUAUAGUUUAGAAAAUUUUGAUCUUGAAGGUCGAGAUCUGUUUUGCGUCGAUGAAAAUUUGAUUCUGUAACUUGUUUUGAUUCUGUUAACUUAGGCAAGGCAAGUGCUAAAAAAUUAAAGAAAGAAGUUCGCAAAGUCACAUAAAAUGACACUUCUGU